This is a messenger RNA of Tachyglossus aculeatus (Australian echidna), 2630 nucleotides long. It is a transcript of the gene USP5, whose product is annotated as ubiquitin specific peptidase 5. Gene Ontology annotation, molecular function: cysteine-type deubiquitinase activity; protein binding; zinc ion binding. NCBI's taxonomy places the organism in Eukaryota, Metazoa, Chordata, Mammalia, Monotremata, Tachyglossidae. The transcript is spliced from 20 exons. The record is from RefSeq and is a predicted model, not a curated record. Gene Ontology annotation, biological process: protein deubiquitination. Bases 30 to 2606 code for a protein of 858 amino acids.
CUCUGUGUGGAGGAGCCGCUGCCGGCGUUAUGGCGGAGCUGGGCGAGGAGGCGCUGCGGUCGGUGUUGCCGACGAUCCGGGUCCCCAAGGCCGGAGACCGGGUCCACAAGGACGAGUGCGCCUUCUCCUUCGACACGCCGGAGUCUGAUGGAGGCCUGUACAUCUGCAUGAACACCUUCCUGGGCUUUGGGAAGCAGUACGUGGAGAGGCACUACGGCAAGACGGGCCAGAAGGUCUACUUGCACCUCAAGCGCACCCGCCGGCCGAAAGUAGAAGACAACAGUUCAGGGACCGGAGACCCCCCGAGGAAGAAACCCACCCGGCUGGCUAUUGGCGUGGAAGGAGGUUUUGACAUCCCCGAGGAAAAGCUUGACUACGACGAGGACGUGAAGAUCGUCAUUUUGCCGGACUACCUGGAGAUCGGGCGGGACGGCCUGGGGGCCCUGCCGGACCUGGUCCGAGAGCGGGUGACGAGCGCGGUGGAGGCCCUGCUGUCGGCCGACUCGGCCUCGCGGAAGCAGGAGGUGCAGGCCUGGGACGGGGAGGUGCGGCAAGUAUCGCGGCACGCCUUCAACCUCAAGCAGCUGGACAACCCCGCCCGCAUCCCCCCUUGCGGCUGGAAAUGCUCCAAGUGCGACAUGCGGGAGAACCUGUGGCUGAACAUGACGGACGGCUCCAUCCUGUGCGGCCGCCGCUACUUCGACGGCAGCGGCGGCAACAACCACGCGGUCGAGCACUAUAGGGAGACCGGCUACCCGCUGGCCGUCAAGCUGGGCACCAUCACGCCCGACGGGGCAGACGUCUACUCGUACGACGAGGACGACAUGGUCCUGGAUCCCAGCCUGGCGGAACACCUGUCCCACUUCGGCAUCGACAUGCUGAAGAUGCAGAAGACCGACAAGACGAUGACCGAGCUGGAGAUCGACAUGAACCAGCGGAUCGGGGAGUGGGAACUGCUGCAGGAGUCGGGCGGGCCCCUCCGGCCCCUCUACGGCCCCGGCUACACCGGCAUCUGCAACCUGGGCAACAGCUGCUACCUGAACUCCGUCAUGCAGGUGGUCUUCAGCAUCCCCGACUUCCAGAGGAAGUACGUGGACAAGCUGGAGAAGAUCUUCCAGAACGCCCCGUCCGACCCCACCCAGGACUUCAGCACCCAAGUGGCCAAGCUGGGCCACGGCCUCCUCUCCGGGGAAUAUUCCAAACCGGCCCCGGAGACGGGCGAUGGGGAACAGGGGCCCGAGCAGAAGGGCGUGCAGGAUGGCAUCGCCCCCCGCAUGUUCAAGUCCCUGGUGGGCAAGGGGCACCCCGAGUUCUCCACCAACCGGCAGCAAGACGCCCAGGAGUUCUUUCUCCACUUCAUCAACAUGGUGGAGAGGAAUUGCCGCAGCUCGGAGAACCCCAACGAGGUCUUCCGCUUCCUGGUGGAGGAGAAGAUCAAGUGCCUGGCCACCGAGAAGGUCAAGUACACCCAGCGCGUGGACUACAUCAUGCAGCUGCCGGUGCCCAUGGACGCGGCCCUCAACAAAGAUGAGCUCCUGGAGUACGAGGAGAAGAAGCGGCAGGCGGAGGAGGAGAAGCAGCCCCUGCCGGAGCUGGUGCGGGCCCAGGUGCCCUUCAGCUCGUGCCUGGAGGCCUACGGCGCCCCGGAGCAGGUGGACGACUUCUGGAGCACGGCCCUGCAGGCCAAGUCCGUGGCCGUCAAGACCACCCGCUUCGCCUCCUUCCCCGAUUACCUGGUCAUCCAGAUCAAGAAGUUCACGUUCGGCCUGGACUGGGUCCCCAAAAAGCUCGACGUGUCCAUCGAGAUGCCCGAGGAGCUGGACAUUGCUCAGCUGCGGGGGGCGGGGCUGCAGGCCGGGGAGGAGGAGCUUCCUGACAUCGCCCCGCCCCUGGUGACCCCGGACGAGCCCAAAGGUAGCCUUGGUUUCUAUGGCAACGAAGACGAGGACUCCUUCUGCUCCCCUCACUUCUCCUCUCCGACAUCGCCCAUGCUGGACGAGUCGGUCAUCAUCCAGCUGGUGGAGAUGGGCUUCCCCAUGGACGCCUGCCGCAAAGCCGUCUACUACACCGGCAACAGCGGCGCCGAGGCGGCCAUGAACUGGGUCAUGGCUCACAUGGACGACCCGGACUUUGCCAACCCCCUGGUCCUGCCCGGCUCCAGCGGGCCCGGGUCCACCAGCGCGGCCGCCGACCCCCCGUCCGAGGACUGCGUGGCCACCAUCGUCUCCAUGGGCUUCUCGCGGGACCAGGCCAUGAAGGCCCUGCGGGCCACGAGCAACAGCCUGGAGCGGGCCGUCGACUGGAUCUUCAGCCACAUCGACGACCUGGACGCAGAGGCCGCCAUGGACAUCUCGGAGGGCCGCUCGGCCGCCGAUUCCAUCUCCGAGUCGGUGCCCGUGGGGCCCAAGGUCCGCGACGGACCCGGAAAGUAUCAGCUCUUUGCCUUCAUCAGCCACAUGGGCACCUCCACCAUGUGCGGGCACUACGUCUGUCACAUCAAGAAGGAGGGCAGGUGGGUAAUCUACAACGACCAGAAAGUGUGCGCCUCGGAAAAGCCCCCCAAGGACUUGGGCUACAUUUACUUCUACCAACGGGUGGCCAGCUAGGGCCUGCCCCCCUCCCCUCCCCCA